Hirsutella rhossiliensis is the source of this 882-nucleotide messenger RNA. RefSeq lists its product as uncharacterized. The record is from RefSeq and is a predicted model, not a curated record. Bases 1 to 882 code for a protein of 293 amino acids. The transcript is spliced from 2 exons. Lineage: Eukaryota; Fungi; Ascomycota; Sordariomycetes; Hypocreales; Ophiocordycipitaceae.
AUGGAAGACAAGUGGGUUGAUGCUGCCAACCAUCUGACCGAGCACGCGAAGCAAGGGCGGUUACGACUGGCUUACGGAGAAGAUGAAUUAUGCCUCGACGACAUUUUCCCCAGCGACCUAGUCAUUGCUUUUCUCUCUACGCAUUGCGAUGUCGCCAUCGAGUUACCGUCACUUGCCGACAAGCUCUGGCAUCCCUUGCUAGAGCUGGAAGAGCAACUCCGACGGCAGCUUCGCCGUCGCUCUAGGAAUUCGAGCAUUCCCAACGAGACGACGACGGCCAGACUACUGUGGUAUAACUGGUUCUUCGUGAUAUCCUUCAUCCCUUUUGUCGAGCCGCAGCGGCGAUGGGGCGAGGGAAGUGGUUCCCGCCCGGCGAGAGCAGCUCGUGUGGCCAACUCGACGACGGAUUGUGCCCGCUGCCUCUAUGGGAUCCGAGGCUUUUGUCUCUAUCAGGGCUGGACUGUCCAGACGUUGCUGUCCAAGCCGGCCGAGCACCAUGCCAAGUCAAGCAGCAUUGCGCAAAGAGCUCUGCAAUUCUUCGACGAGUGCCAUCUCUCCGCAGCCAAGCUGGACGGUCCUGUCUUUUGCCCCGUCUUCUUGAUCGCCCAAGCGACGAAGGCCCCGUCAGUAAUCGGCUCGGUCCUUCUACAUGUCGAGCGACUGCUUAUUCUCUGGGCCAGGUUUGACUUGGUUUGCGAAAGAAUCGGCCUUGAGUCUCUGGCGGAACUCGCACGAGGCAUGGAGGAGCCUCGAAUACUCGAUGAGUGCACGGGGAACUACAUGGCUGUGCCGACACCUGUCAUGGAGCGCAUCCUUGCCGGUGCCUUGCGCGCAGUGCCAUUAGGCGAGUAUCAUACGGACCCUUUGUAUAUGGCCGGUUAA